UGGCAGCGCUGCAGGCCGUCAUGUCGGAGGAGCUGUGUGAAUGAGGAGUAAAGACCCAGAAGUGUUGGCAGCUAAUUCAAUUCUUCUUGCAGGAUCCAGGGCAGUUUAUAUUUAGACAAACAGCUGGCGCUCGGCUGGUAAACCUCAACCGAAAGGUUAUCUUCAAGUUCCCUGUUGGACAAAUCUGGAACAUGAUCUCCUCCAGGACAUGGACCCAGUCUGGACCACCACUGUUCUCCUGGUGCCAUGUGUGGUGGUGCUGACAGCCGGAUUCUUCUACCUCUACAGCGUGAUCAUCGGUCUGUUGACCAAAACAUCUGUCCGCAAUAAAGUAGUGGUCAUCACCGACGCUUUGUCUGGGCUUGGAAAAGAAUGUGCAGCUGUGUUUCACAGAGGAGGAGCGCGGCUGAUCCUCUGCGGGAAGAGUUGGGAGAAACUUGAAGAACUUACCGAUGAUUUGGCAAACGCCUCAGACCCAACCUUAACGUUUCCCUCCAAACUGGUGCUGCUGGACUUCGGAGACAUGGACAGCAUGCCGGAGGUGAUCUCAGAGAUCCUGGAGUGUUACGGAUGCCUGGACAUCAUCAUCUUCAACAGCAGCAUGAAGGUCAAAGCGCCGGCACAGACUUUGUCUCUGGAGAUGGACAAGCUGCUGAUGGACAACAACUACUUUGGACCGGCCACGCUGGCUAAAGGUUUGCUGCCCUCCAUGAUCUCCAGGAGAACUGGUCACCUGCUGCUGGUCAACAGCAUCCAGGGGAAACUCGCCGUGCCUUUUCGUAGCGCGUAUGCCGCCUCUAAACACGCCGUGCAGGCUUUCUUUGACUGCCUGAGAGCUGAAGUGGAGGAGUACAGCAUCUCCGUCAGCACCAUCAACCACACCUUCAUCAGCCUCUCUGCACCGUCCGAAAACACAGAGACGUCCAUCUGCUCACUGUCGUACACAAAGAAACUCGGCGUUUCUCCGGACGAGGCAGCGACUGAGAUCGUGAAGACUUUGAGCAACAAGAGGAAAGAGGUCGUGAUUUCUCCCUCGCUCCCAAAGAUGGCCGUCUACGCCCGAUCCUUCUUCCCCAACGUGUUCUUCGCUGUGAUGGCUGCAGGAGUGAAGCACGCUGAAGCCUCUGAGAACAUGUAGAGCUGCACACGAUGUUUCUCAGAGCAAACGGCAGAAACAUUUGGGAAUUAUAUGUUAUUCGCCCAUUUGUCCACGCAGACAAUCUAAAAUAAAUAAUUAUAAUUUG
Messenger RNA from Cottoperca gobio, 1244 nucleotides. It is a transcript of the gene dhrs7ca, whose product is annotated as dehydrogenase/reductase (SDR family) member 7Ca. The record is from RefSeq and is a predicted model, not a curated record. Bases 209 to 1138 code for a protein of 309 amino acids. Gene Ontology annotation, biological process: intracellular calcium ion homeostasis. Gene Ontology annotation, molecular function: oxidoreductase activity, acting on the CH-OH group of donors, NAD or NADP as acceptor. NCBI's taxonomy places the organism in Eukaryota, Metazoa, Chordata, Actinopteri, Perciformes, Bovichtidae. The transcript is spliced from 8 exons.